UAAGCGUUUCUUACCGGAAGCACGUGUUUGUCGGCAUGGGGGCAGUGGCGAGGGAAUCGAACCGGUAAAGAAGUCAGCCUGGGGUUAGAACAUGGCAAGCCGGAGCUCCUCAGUAACCUUCAAGACCAACUAUGCCAUUUCCAAGAGAAUCGAGCCAUUCUACAAAGGAGGACGGGUUCAGAUGACCCAAGAUGGGGAAUAUAUGUUCUGUGCUUGUGAUAACAAGGUGAAUGUGGUGGACGUUGCAACAGGAACUGUCGUUAACUGUAUCGAAGAGGAUGAAGAAGAGGAAAUUACAUCAUUUGCUCUCAGCAAAGAUGAUGAAAUCCUUGUGACUGGAAGCCGAUCGAUGCUGCUGAAGCAAUGGGACUGGCCAGAAAAUAAAUGCACACGCACAUGGAAGGCUAUGCACACAGCCUCCAUGGCCAGCAUGGCCUUUGACUCGAGCUCCACGUUGUUGGCUACAGGUGGCUGUGACAGCGCUAUUAAGGUCUGGGAUGUUCCCAGGCAGUACUGCACACACAACUUGAAAGGCUCAACGGGGGUUGUCCACCUUGUCGAGUUCCACCCAGACACUUCUAAGCUACAGCUCUUCUCUUCUUCCAUGGACAACACCAUCCGGGUUUGGGACCUGAAGUCCAGCGAGUGCGUCGCUCAGCUAGAAAACCAUUACAGCUCUGUCACCUCCCUCGCUUUCUCUCCUGACAAUGAGACGCUCAUCAGCUCCGGCCGUGAUAAAAUCUGCACUGUGUGGGACCUGAACAAGGGAGAAGCCAAGGGCACCAUCCCUGUCUAUGAGAGCAUUGAAUCUGUGGUCAUGUUGCCAGAACAAGGGGAUUUCUCGUGUUUAGGCGUGAGUAAAGAGAGCCUUCACUUCGUAACAGCAGGCAGCAAAGGGAUCCUCCGAGUCUGGAAUGCGGCGUCAGCCACCUGCGUUCACAGCCAGUCCUUGCCCUGCCUCCCGGCAGCAUGCGUGGAUCAGGAGGACGGGCUGCAGAGCCUCAUGCAUUGCGUCCUGGUGCCCAUGAAAAGCCAAAUUGUCACCGUGAACUCGGAACACAACAUCUGCAUGUAUGAUGCACAAACCCUUGAGCUCAGGAAGCAGUUUGCAGGUUACAAUGGAGAGGUUUUGGAUGUCAGGUUCCUGGGCCCCAGAGACUCCCACGUGGUUGUGGCCACCAACAGCCCCCAGCUGAAGGUCUUUGAGCUGCUGACAUCUAACUGCCAGAUCCUGCACGGCCACACAGAUAUCGUUCUUGCCUUGGAUGUUUUCCGAAAGGGGAGGUUGUUUGCCAGCUGUGCGAAGGAUAAAAGCAUCAGGAUUUGGCGGAUGAAUGACCACGGUAAUGUCUUCUGCGUCGCCCAGGGCCUGGGCCAUACCCAAGGAGUGGGUACUCUCUCUUGCUCCAGGAUGAAAGAGAACUUUGUGGUCACAGCCAGCAAAGACAAUACGAUGAAAGUGUGGAGUAUCCCCGAGUACAUCACUGCCAGGGAACCUACAGCUGCUCCCACCACAAAUCCUGUCCCCCAAGCUGCUGCCCCUCCAGUCACAAAGCCUGCUCCCCCUCCUCCUGCCCCUCCAGUCACAAAGCCUGCUCCCCCUCCUCCUGCCCCUCCAGUCACAAAUCCUGCUCCCCCUCCUGCUGCCCCUGCUACCACAACUGCUGCUACAACUGCAACCACAACUGCUGCUUCAGCUGCAACCACAACUGCUGCCACAACUGCAACCACAGCUGCUGCCACAACUGCAACCACAACAGCUGCUACAACUGCAGCCACAACUGCAACCACAACUGCCGCCACAACUGCAACCACAACUGCCGCCACAACUGGCACAACUGCAGCCACAACUGCAACCACAACCGCUGCCACAACUGCCUCCACAACUGCUACAACUGCCGCCACAACUGCUACAACUGCCACCAAAACCUCUGCCACACCUGAUGCCAAAACUGCCCCCUCUAAAAGCGCAAGCUCAAAAAGUGCCAAAAAUGUCAAAAUUACUGAAUCUCCCACGACUCCCGAAGAACCCGUAGCUCUUGAAGCCACAGUGACGACGACACCCCACCUCAAGGAUGUAAAUAGCGUGGCGGUUUCUCCGAAUGACAAGCUGAUUGCUACAGCAUCCCAGGACAAGACGGCCAAGCUGUGGACCUCCGACAAUUGCGAGCAAUUGGGAACCUUUGUCGGACACAAACGAGGCAUCUGGUGUGUGCAGUUCUCACCGGUGGAUCGGAUCCUAGCCACCUCUUCUGCGGAUGGCACUGUGAAACUCUGGAGUCUGCAGGAUUUCAGCUGUCUAAAGACUUUCGAAGGUCACGAAGCCCCUGUGCUGAAGAUCAUUUUUGUGAGUGGAGGAGGACAGGUGCUGAGCAGUGGAGCAGAUGGCCUUAUGAAACUUUGGACGAUCAACAACAACGUUUGUGUGAAGACCUUCGACGCUCAUGAUGAUAAGGUGUUGGGCCUACACGCCAAUAGGAGAGACAACGCACUGGUGACCGGCUCCGCCGAUUCCAGGGUCUUGCUGUGGAAGGAUGUCACUCAAAUUGAGCUUGAAGAGGAACAAGUGAAGCAGGAAGAGCAGAUUCUGAAAGAGCAGCAGCUGUCUAACUUGCUGCAUAAGAAGAAGUACCUGAAAGCACUGGGCUUGGCAAUCUCCUUGGACCGGCCACACACGGUGUUGUCGGUGAUCAAAGCUAUUCUUAAGGAGGCUAAUGGAAAAGAAGACUUGGAAAAGAACCUCCUGAAGCUUCGGAAAGACCAGAAAGAGGCUGUGCUGAGGUUUUCCAUCACGUGGAACACAAACUCGCGGAACUACCUCGAGGCUCAGGCAGUGGUGGAAACCCUCCUCAAGCAUGAGACGCCAGAGAGCCUCUUGCAGUAUGAAGGGAUCAAAGCAGCUGUGGAGUCUCUCCUACCAUACACAGAACGGCACUUCCAGAGGCUGGGCCGGUUACUGCAGGCCUCCAUGUUCCUCGAUUUCAUGUGGCAAAACAUGAAGCUGCCUGACGCCGCCAAGUGGGACGAGGAGAUGGACACGUGAUGAGCUUUGGGUGCCAGCGGCAUGCGGGGCAGAAGAGCUGGACACUCCUGCCAAGUUGGCACUGCUCUCACCAGUGGAAUAUGUUGAAUUGGUUUGUAAAAAAACUCCCCACAAAUAUACGUUUUUCAUUUUGUAAAGGCAUAAAUCUCCCGAGAGUGUCUUCCUACAUACAUCCCUUCCCCAUCCCCUUUAAAAAUGAAAUAAAUUUAUUUAGCAUA
Podarcis raffonei (Aeolian wall lizard) is the source of this 3261-nucleotide messenger RNA. It is a transcript of the gene TBL3, whose product is annotated as transducin beta like 3. The record is from RefSeq and is a predicted model, not a curated record. Gene Ontology annotation, molecular function: U3 snoRNA binding; protein binding. NCBI's taxonomy places the organism in Eukaryota, Metazoa, Chordata, Lepidosauria, Squamata, Lacertidae. Gene Ontology annotation, biological process: endonucleolytic cleavage in 5'-ETS of tricistronic rRNA transcript (SSU-rRNA, 5.8S rRNA, LSU-rRNA); endonucleolytic cleavage to generate mature 5'-end of SSU-rRNA from (SSU-rRNA, 5.8S rRNA, LSU-rRNA). The transcript has 22 exons. Gene Ontology annotation, cellular component: nucleolus; 90S preribosome; small-subunit processome. Bases 92 to 3043 code for a protein of 983 amino acids.